GAAAAAGGCGGUUGCACCGCAGCACUGCGGACCUUGUGCUCCACGUUACCGAAGUGGAGGCUCCAUUGAAGUGGAGAGAGAGCUAGAGGAGCAAAUAUUCUGAGCCUAGCCACUAAAUGGAAACCUGCAGUGCAUGCCCACAACGCUACUAGAUAAGUGAAAGCCAGCUAACCUAACCGCACUUCGCUUUGCUUAGUUAAUUAAUCUCUUGUUUUUAAUGUGAUAAUUGUAUAUGUUUUAGUACAGUACUUAGCUUCUUCCAUUCCUUCUUAUUGACACUUUGAUUAUUACCUGAUAACCUUGAUGCUGACAGUUAAUCAUGGAGAUUACCAUAUAUUACCUGAUAACCUUGAUGCUGACAGUUAAUCAUGGAGAUUACCAUAUACUUAUACCACACUAACUAUAAUAAAGCUUCUUUCUUUAUGUAACUAGCUAGCAAGUGGUCACUAAAGCAGCGUAGGGUGACACUUUCUUUCGGCCAUUAACCAAGAGUUAUGAAGGUGACACAAACCCAUUGAUCAUCUGCAUAUUCCCCCUCUCAAACAGUCUGGUUCUGUACUCAUGGAGCAGACCACUGCAGCAGAGCAAGUCAUUCUCACCGUGGAUGUCGACCACCAUGGCUAUCAGCACCAUGAUCCAGCUGCCUCGCCGAGACUUCCCAACAACGUCAAAACCUUCCACCGUCUCAACUUCUCCAAACCCAGAUCCCGCUUCUCCGAACCAAUCUCCACUGCUGCUAACAGCAACUACACUCCUCACCCUUGCUCCUCCGACAACGAAGAAUCCGACGAAGAUCUCGAUCUCCACGACGACAGCAUACGAAGAUGCUCAAGGAAGUUGAAGUUCAUGGAAUUCAAGGCUACCAAGAGAGCAUGGAUGGAGUUCAUCUUCUUCCUCACCCUCCUGACUGUCCUGAUACACUUCCUGACCCUGAACUCACUGAAGCACAAGACCCAAUUCGGGAUCGAGAUCUGGAAAUGGUGCCUGAUGGUGCUGGUCCUCUUCUCCGGGCGCUUAGUCUCCGGCUGGGUCGUCGGGUUCCUCGUCCUCCUCAUCGAGCGCAACUUCAUGCUCAAGGAGAAGGUCGUCUACUUCGUCUACGGUCUCCGGAGAAGCUUUCAGAACUGCGCCUGGCUGGCACUCGCCCUCCUCGCCUGGACCGUCAUCAUGUUCGAGGAUGCCAAGGACGAGAAAAACGCUGCCAUUUUGAAGAAGCUGUUUCACGGGCUGGUGGCCAUCCUCAUCGGCGCCACGCUCUGGCUGAUCAAGAUCCUUCUAGUCAAGGUCUUGGCUUCAUCGUUCCACGUGACGACGUACUUCGAUCGCAUGAAGGAGAGCGUGUUCCUCCACUACAUCCUCGACGCCCUCUCCGGUCCCCCCUUGGAGGCUGCCAGAGCAAGGGAAGAACUGCGGCCAGCAGCAGCGGCAGCAGAGCAGGUUACUGAGGUGGUGUGGAGGUGGAGGAGUUUGAGCAGCGGCGGUGGACCGAGGAGGAUUGACAUGGAGAGACUGAAGAAGCUGAGCAUGGAGAGGAGAGCCACUGCGUUGAGCGUGAAGAGGCUGGUCAACUACAUUAAGUCGUCGGGCCUUUCUACCAUUUCCACGGCGGUUGAUGGUUUCGGUAAGUCGUCGGAGAUUCACAGCGAGGUGGAUGCUAGAUGCUGUGGUCGACGCAUCUUCCACAACGUUGCCAAGCAAGCUGCAAAGUGUAUAGAAGAGGAAGAUCUAUUGAGGUUCUUAACAUCGGAAGAGGUACACACCAUAUUCCCACUCUUUGAAGGAGCUCUUGAAACCGGCAAGAUCACCAAAUCGUCGUUCAAGAACUGGCUUGUACAAGCGUACGUCGAAAGGAAGGCACUUGCCCAUUCCUUGAACGACACGAAAACCGCAGUCCACCAGCUGCACAAGCUGGCAAGUGCAAUAGCAAUGGUGAUCAUAGCAGUGAUGUCGCUUCUGGUGAUGGGUCUGGCCACGACCAAGGUUCUACUCGUCGUCACGUCUCAGCUCUUGCUUGUGGGGUUCAUGUUCCAGAACACCUGCAAGACCAUGUUUGAGUCCAUCAUCUUCGUCUUCGUCAUGCACCCUUUCGACGUCGGGGAUCGCUGCUUCAUUGAUGGUGUACAGAUGGUUGUGGAGGAGAUGAACAUUCUGACGACUGUGUUCCUGAGGUAUGAUAUGGAGAAGAUAUACUAUCCCAACUCGGUUCUCAUUUCCAAGCCCAUCAGCAACUUCAGGAGAAGCCCAGAUAUGGGCGAUGCUGUUGAUUUCUCUAUUGAUGUCUCCACUUCGAUUGAUGAUUUCAAUGCCCUGAAGAAAGCCAUACAAACAUACAUCGAGAGCAAGCCAAAGCACUGGAACCCAAAGCACUCGGUUGUGGUGAAGGAGAUUGAGAAUGUGGAUAAGAUGAAUCUAACUCUAGCAGUUCAACACACCAUGAACCAUCAAAACUAUGGUGAAAAGAACAGCAGGAGAUCAGAACUCGUCUUUGAGCUCAAAAUGAUUUUCGACAACCUCGGUAUAAAAUACCAUCUCCUUCCUCAACAGGUACAUCUCACACAAUUGACGAAUACAAGCAACAAUGGAAGGUUGUCGAUCUAGUGAUCUCUGCAACAUAGAAGCAAUUUUCUCCGCAGUGACCAAAGCGUGUAUGUACACGAACAUGUUGUUAUGCCAUGGUGUUUGUGUUUAGUUCCUGCCGAAUUAUUCACUUCUCGGGCAUAUUACUACCAGAUAAAACUCUUAUCUAUGCACUGUACAAAUCAUCUGCAGUAAAGUAUUAAUAAAACAAAAACAAAUUCUGGAUCUACUUCUCAGAGCAGCACAGAUUUACAAAGGUGGAUGGGCUUAUGCCCGGCUCAAGAGAUAGAUUCCAAACCUCUUAUCACAAAUCCCACUUCACUGUUCUUCUGGAGCAUGUAGGACAACCAAGAACACCAACAAGAUGAAACCUGUCUUAAAGCAACAUGUGCAAGAACUGCACUGCAAAGAACCAGAAAACAUUCAGAGCUCAAUACUGGAAAUGUAAACUUAAUCUACAGGAAUAUGGAGUAUCAUGCCUGCUGAUGAUGCUCAGAAUACCAAGUGGAGUAACCAGUAUAGCAGGUUCAAACACAUAAUCUGCGAUUUGUAGCCAUCUCCUCUACAAUCACUGUUGAAAAGAGCAGUCCGAUAUUAUUUCAGGGCACAUAAAAUCCAAAGCAGAAGACAGCUCAAGUUUCAGACUGAACUGUACAAUCACUGUGCUGUUCAGUUGCUUCAUAUACAAGCAGGAAUUGUACAAGCAGCAAAUCAGAUGGAAAAACUUAUCCAUUAACAAUCUUCCAGAGCCUUCCUCGGUUUCAAAGUUCCAUCCACUGGGAAUUUCAGAAGGACUUCUCGAAACUCCCAUUAGCUUGAGCAAAUCACAUGACAAGAUGACAUGCAUGCAUUCAUGGGAUCAAAACACAGAAAGGAUCACAUGACAAGGCUUAUCUCGGUCCUUAUGGUAAACCAUGGAUCUACUAGGGCACAGACUUAGUAAGAGAUCCCCAACCAGUAGCUCAAGUGGAAUCACGAACUCUCAAUCCACUACAUAAUCAUGAAAACCCGUCUUAAACCUAAUUAUGAAAACAAAUAAGGUGGAUCACAUGACAAGGCUUAUCUCGGUCCUUAUGGUAAACCAUGGAUCUGCUAGGGCACAGACUUAGUAAGAGAUCCCCAACCAGUAGCUCAAGUGGAAUCACGAACUCUAAAUCCACUACAUAAUCAUGAAAACCGGUCUUAAACCUAAUUAUGAAAACAAAUAAGGUAUGACACA
Molecule: messenger RNA, 3796 nt
Organism: Linum trigynum
Lineage: Eukaryota; Viridiplantae; Streptophyta; Magnoliopsida; Malpighiales; Linaceae
Source: the annotation of a GenBank genome assembly